Molecule: messenger RNA, 2172 nt
Organism: Onthophagus taurus
Lineage: Eukaryota; Metazoa; Arthropoda; Insecta; Coleoptera; Scarabaeidae
Source: RefSeq, a predicted model, not a curated record
AGGAUCAGAGCAAAUGUUGUUGCAACGUUUAGCGGAGCUUCAAGUAAAGUUGCAAUACCUAGAUUCAAUGAAUAGAGAAAAGCAGGAACACCUUCAACAGCUGUCACAACGUAUUCAGCUUUUAGUGCCAAUUGAUAACAAUACAGAUUUCGGGGCAACGUCAGCACCCCUCAAGCCGGAAGUAAAGAUGAUAUUGCGGAACAUAUCAGGCACGAACGCAGCUAACGGAAUAAAUCCUCCCUUCAUGUUGCGGUUGCCUUCCACUUAUCACUUCCUACCGCAUCUAUUGGACGAUCCCCACAGUUUAAAACUCGGAUAUUUAAUGUCUAAAGGAAGGGCUGGGGUUUCUGUUGUCCUUGGUAUUCCAACCGUAAGAAGGGAGAAGCAAAGUUAUUUAAUUGAUACCUUGACCAGUUUAAUCGAUGGAAUGAAACCUAAAGAAGCGCUGGAUACCGUUUUAGUCGUUUUUGUUGCAGAGACGGACCUCGAGUACGUCCUCCAGAUAGCUAAGGAAGUCGAGAUGAGAUUUCCCGCUCAAGUGGAUUCCGGUUUAGUGGAAGUUGUCGCUCCUUCACCUUCCUAUUAUCCCGAUCUUUCGCAACUCCGAACGACAUUGGGCGAUCCAAUGGAACGAGUAAAGUGGAGAUCAAAGCAAAAUCUCGAUUACGCGUUUCUAAUGUCGUAUUGCCAACCAAAAGGUACGCUUUACGUCCAGUUAGAAGAUGAUAUCCUCGCAAAACCAAAUUACAUUACCAAGAUGAAGGAAUUUGCUAUUGAAAAAACAGCUUUGAAGAAACCUUGGUUUGUGCUUGACUUCUGCCAAUUAGGAUUUAUAGGAAAGAUGUUCAAAAGCGCCGAGCUUCCGUGGUUAAUACACUUCUUCCAGAUGUUCUACAAUGACAAACCGGUGGACUGGUUACUGGGCGACCUACUUUAUACCAAAGCUUGUUCCGGAGAGAAGCCAAUUGAACAUUGCAAAAAGGAAAAAGCUGAGCUUUGGUUACAUUACAGACCUUCGUUAUUUCAGCACAUUGGUACUCAUUCCUCUUUGAAAGGAAAGUUACAAAAAUUAAAGGAUAAAAAUUUUGGAAAACUUGCUCUUUUUUAUGGUCAUAAAAAUCCAGAGGCAUUUGUUACUUCUGCAAUCAAACACUAUAAGACUUAUUCCUUGCAACGAGCCUACGAAGGCAAAACAUUCUUUUGGGGUCUACUUCCUCAAGCUGGUGAUUGUUUAACUUUUAAUUUUUCUGCACCGAUUCUAUUAAAAUAUUACUUGUUUAGAAGUGGUAACGUUGAACAUCCCGCUGACAAAUUCUACAACACAACCGUUGAAAUCCUACCAAUCAACACUGAAGAUUACGUUGUAAUUGGGAAAUUCAAUUCCACUGGAAUCGCCUCGGGAACCGUCGAGGAAACCUCGAAGCCGAUUUCGUCGUUGAGACUGCACGUGCAUUCCGACAGCGAAAACUGGGCCAUCCUAAGCGAGAUAAUGAUACGUGGUGACAGAGCAAGGUGACCAAGGCCAGAUGCUGGAGUGAUGCAGUUAAUAUCUCACAUAAGACGUUAUGUACUCCGUAGCGUCUCAAAUCCCCCUCCUCUGUGAUAUCACACACCCAAGUACGCAAUGUAUUGCAUACAAAAAGUGUACCACCCGUUAAUUAUGUGUAUCGUCGUCAAACUACCCUAUUAUGUAUUGUGUAAAACCCUAACCUCGACCCUUCAAGAGCCAAAACAAAAAAAAUCCUUUAAAACCCAAACAAAUACCAUUGAAAUAGAUCACUUUUAUAUCCUUCAAUUCCUUAAAUCUAUCCUAACCCUUGUAAGAUGUAUUCUUUCUUCCUCUCCUUUCCUAUAUUUAAGAACUAAUUAAGGGACUUUUCGUUCGCACCGCACUUUUUCGAUAUUUUUUUUGACCUUAUGUUUCGGUUAUUCGACUCGCAAAACUCCUAUUUAUUUAGUUACCUUAUUGAUUUCGUUUCACAUUCGUUUCUUGACAUUGUUGAUUAUGUUUUUUAAAUGAUAUUUAUAGGUUCUUUUGUAACAAAGAAAAAACACAAAACGAUGUAAAUGGCUAAAUGGAAUUGUUGAAAACGUUUGAUGAAUUCUAGUCGUUACUACCGAUCAUUUGGAGUUAUGUAUUUUUGUACAUACAAUAAAAUAAAUUAUUUAAGA